Messenger RNA from Dimorphilus gyrociliatus, 1721 nucleotides. The record is from the annotation of a GenBank genome assembly. NCBI's taxonomy places the organism in Eukaryota, Metazoa, Annelida, Polychaeta, Dinophilidae.
AUUAUGCUGACUCGCCAUCUUUCGCUCCAGAACAGUUGAUCGCUACGGAGCGUUAUAAUCUAGCAAUAUCUUCAAGCUUUUAUACCAGCUAGAUCUAACUAAAUUAGUAUAAUUUACCUGAAAAUUACAAUCAGAUGGCUGACGGUGAUAAACUUAACAUAGACAGCAUAAUAGCUAGGCUUUUAGAAGGUUUGUAUGAUUCUUUAAGUUAUUCUAUUGGGUAAAAUAGAGCAGAACGAGAAAUCGGACGCGUCAGAACAAUGUUUAUACUGAAAAUUUCAUUGUAUUGGUGAUAAUACACUCAAUUUAUAGCGUUAAGAAAAAAAAUAUCACCAAAGUAAAAUUUUACUUAAUCUCUUUGGCCGUUGAACUCGACCGAUUACCUGGCUGAAACAAGCAGCUGGGAAAAGGUGGACUAGUGAGCCAGAUACUACCCAAAGUAGCAUUGCAAUAACUAGAUCAAGAAACUACUCGGUAAAAACUGAUAUUGUAGAUAAAGUAGCAAAGGCUGAUGCGGUCUUUUUAUUAUAAAAAUGAACGAUCACAGUAAAAAGCGAUAGCUUUCUUUUUAAGGUCUGUUUAUCUUUUAAUCCGACUUAUGAGAUUUAUAUUAGAAUUAAUGUAUAUAUAUAUUAGUUUCUUUGGUGAGAGAUUUAUUGAAAUUUUUACAAUAUUUUUUUAUAUAUCACAAAGAAAAGAUGAUGGGAGUUUUAAAUUUAAAUUGUUACUACGCUGUCGCCCUCAUUUUUAGAGGGUCAAUGUACGCGCCAUUUUCCCACUCGGUAAUUAGGGAGACCCGGAACAUGGGCGGUGCCAAAUCUAAAAAUAUUAUCUUUGAAAUAAAUAAAUAUAUAGUUCGAGGUUCUAGGCCCGGUAAAAACGUGCAGUUAACAGAGGCUGAAAUACGAGGCCUAUGCCUAAAAUCCCGUGAAAUUUUUCUUAGUCAACCGAUCCUUUUGGAGUUGGAAGCACCUUUGAAAAUAUGCGGUGACAUACAUGGACAAUACUAUGACUUAUUGCGAUUAUUUGAAUACGGAGGUUUUCCGCCAGAAAGCAACUACCUUUUCCUAGGAGAUUAUGUUGACAGAGGAAAGCAGGGUAAUCACGAAUGCGCUAGUAUCAAUAGGAUCUACGGUUUCUACGACGAGUGCAAGCGCCGUUACAACAUAAAAUUGUGGAAGACAUUUACAGAUUGCUUCAAUUGCUUGCCAAUAGCUGCGAUAAUAGAUGAAAAAAUAUUCUGUUGUCACGGAGGCUUGAGUCCAGAUUUACACUCUAUGGAACAAAUUCGUCGUAUUAUGCGACCAACCGAUGUUCCCGAUCAGGGUCUCCUUUGCGAUCUUUUAUGGUCGGAUCCAGAUAAGGAGACAAUGGGAUGGGGCGAGAAUGAUCGCGGUGUGUCUUUCACUUUUGGAGCCGAGGUUGUGGCAAAAUUCCUGCAUAAACACGAUUUAGAUCUCAUAUGUCGAGCACAUCAGGUUGUAGAAGACGGAUAUGAGUUUUUCGCUAAAAGGCAGUUGGUUACUCUUUUCUCAGCACCUAAUUAUUGUGGCGAGUUCGACAAUGCUGGUGCUAUGAUGAGCGUCGACGAAACGUUGAUGUGUUCUUUUCAGAUUCUGAAACCAGCUGAUAAAAAGAAGUUCCCGUAUGGAACUGCUGGAACCAACCGACCUAAUACUCCUCCCCGAAGCGGCUUGUCGAAACUUAAGGGGAAAGUCUAA